This is a messenger RNA of Pantherophis guttatus, 3036 nucleotides long. RefSeq names its product ETS proto-oncogene 2, transcription factor (gene ETS2). Gene Ontology annotation, cellular component: nucleus. Gene Ontology annotation, molecular function: sequence-specific DNA binding; DNA-binding transcription factor activity, RNA polymerase II-specific. Lineage: Eukaryota; Metazoa; Chordata; Lepidosauria; Squamata; Colubridae. Gene Ontology annotation, biological process: cell differentiation; regulation of transcription by RNA polymerase II. The record is from RefSeq and is a predicted model, not a curated record.
UCCCUCCCUCGCCCCGUCAAGAGCAGACUAGCCCAACACGGGUCAGGGCGACGCAUUCGUUCGCGGGCCGCCAGCCAAGACUGCCGAAGCUGACGCGCGCUCCGUCACCAGCACGUUGCCUUGUGCCCUGGGCAGGAGCCUUUCCUCUUCUUCCGGCGACGCGGUUUGCUACGACGAGGCUUCCUCCGCUCCGUUCAGCCGGUUGAGAUAACAGCGCUUCGUGGGGUGUUGUUUUCCGGAUGCGUGUUUUCGGCUGACGCGCAGGGAUAUUUAGGGGUCCCCGAAGGAGGCUGGGACAGCUUUCGCCGGCGCGGUGGUGACGGGACCGCGCGCCUCGUGGGAUUUCGGCUCGGCGGCGCCCAGAUGAAUGAAUUUGGAAUUAAAAACAUGGAUCAAGUAGCACCUGUUUGCAAUGUAUAUAGAGAAUUGUUCAAGCGCCAACUUGCAUUUGAUAGCUUUGAAGGUGCUUUGUUCACUGGAUUCUAUCCACCAAUAAAUGAAGAUCAGACUCUUCAGGAAGUGCCAACCGGCCUUGAUUCUAUUUCUUUCGAAUCAAGCUCUUCUGAACUGCCACUCUUAACUCCAUGUAGUAAAGCUGUGAUGAGUCAGGCCUUAAAUGCAACUUUCAGUGGCUUCACAAAAGAACAGCACAGAUUAGGCAUUCCAAACAAUCCCUGGCUUUGGACACAACAUCAUGUAUGUCAGUGGCUUCUCUGGGCUGCCAAUGAAUUUAGUUUAGUGAAUGUGAACUUUGAGAAAUUUGCUAUGAAUGGCCAAGAUUUAUGCAAUCUAGGAAAGGAACAUUUUUUGGAACUAGCACCUGAUUAUGUUGGUGACAUACUGUGGGAACAUUUGGAUCAGAUGAUAAAAGACAAUGAAGAGAAGCCACAAGAUCAAUACAUGGAAAAUUCUCACCUUACUUCAUCUCCACAUUGGGUCAACAACAACUCUCUAGGCAUUAAUGUUGAACAAGUGCAGUAUUGUACUCAAGUACCCAGCUAUCCAAAAUCUCUAAGUUUCCAAAAAGCCAGAGUUCUGGGAGAUGUAUGUCAGACGACAAUUGGGCCAAAUCUUGUUAAUCUAAAACAAGAAUUUCAGAUGUUUCCGAAAGCACAAUUAGAGACUAUCAAUGUGAACUACUGUUCAAUGAAUCAGGAUUUCACAAGAAAUAAUCUCAACUUGGUGUUGGAUAAUACAAGUAAACCUAGAGAGCAUGAUUCAAAUGACAGUGGCACAGAAAGUUACGAAGGCUCAGAUUCAUUGCUACAGUCUUGGAAUAGUCAGUCCUCCUUAGUAGAUGUUCAACGGGUUCCAUCUUAUGACAGCUUUGAAGAUGAUUGCAGCCAGUCCUUGUGUCUGAACAAACCCACAAUGUCCUUUAAAGACUAUAUUCAAGAAAGGAGUGACCCUGUAGAGCAAGGGAAACCAGUUAUUCCGGCAGCAAUACUAGCAGGAUUUACAGGCAAUGGACCCAUACAGCUGUGGCAAUUUCUUCUAGAACUUCUGACUGACAAAUCUUGUCAGGCAUUCAUUAGCUGGACUGGAGAUGGCUGGGAGUUUAAACUUGCAGACCCAGAUGAGGUUGCAAGAAGAUGGGGCAGAAGAAAAAACAAGCCCAAAAUGAACUAUGAGAAGUUGAGCCGUGGCCUACGUUACUAUUAUGAUAAGAACAUUAUUCACAAAACUUCAGGCAAACGUUAUGUGUACCGUUUUGUAUGUGAUCUACAAAAUCUGUUGGGAUAUACAGCAGAAGAACUCCAUGCAAUGCUAGGAGUGCAGCCAGAUACUGAAGACUGAGCACUGCAGUCUUGUGAGCUUUGGAUGCAAGAACACAUGAAUCUGUGAAUUGGGACCUUCCGCAUCAGUCAUUGGAUUUAUCUUCUGACUGUUUGGAGUAGUACACUGUUGAACUCCUAAAAGAAGUGUUUUCAUAAUUGGGCGAAGAAGUGGAUUCAGUUUCAGGCAGAAAAAGAACUUAUGUAUCCAGCCUUUUCAGCAGUCCUUCCAAAAGUCAACCCAGUUCCUGACUAAACCUGAAGACAGCAAAAUGCUCUGGGGCUCAGGGUUCAGUUAUGUCAACUUCUAUAUAAGUAAGGGUGACAUCCAGACUAAGCCUAUUGGAAUUUCAAGGAUUAAACCCGUUCCCAUUUUACUGUUAACAACCCUGCAGACAUUACAUAUCAUUUGUUUUAUUGAGGAAGAAAAGGCUAGGUAUCUUUUAUUUAAUAUAUGUGCCAUAUAAAUUUACAAAGGGCAUUCUUUUAGAGUUGUGUAUGUUUCAUCAUACACAUCUUGGAACUAGAAGGAGCAAUGGCAGAGAUUCCAUACAAGGACAGAAAAAAAUAUACCAUUUCAAAAAAAUCUGUAUAUUUAUGUGUGGUGUGUACGCUUAAGCAUGUUCAUAUGUUUCUCUGGCAGUGAAAAGCUCCUAUUUAAUAAAUAUUGUAUAUUGUAAUUUAAAAUCAUGUAAACAUCUGAAGUGGAAGAAUGUGUUUCAAUUCAAAAGAGCAGCUUUUACAGCAUCUUGGAAGAUUUUAAUUUUUCAAGGGAAUUUAUAUAAAAUAAGCACAUGCCAAGUGCCCUGUCACAGAAGACUGUUUAAGGCUGACAAACACCUGAACUUUUAUGGCAAGAUAAUUGUUCAGUCUGGUCAUAAAGUGUGAUGCUGUAACUGAAAAUAGCAAUGUCGCUUAAAUUAUAUUUAUUAAUGGAAAAUCACUUCUAUGCAUGUCCUUUUAAAAACAAUUGAUAUAUAUAUAUAUAUAUUUCUUAUUCUUUCAAUUGUCCCUUUUCCAUCCCUUUCGUUCACUUAUAAUGAAUUAUCCUGAUUAAAAUAAGAAUUCUAUUUUUGAAAAAAAAUACCUGAUUUCUUUUCUGCAAUUAGAAAACAGAUAUAUAGCAGCUAUUUUUACUGCAAAAGCAAACAGCUUCACUGGAAAACAAUUUGUAAGAAAACAUUUUUAAUUUGAAAAUGCUGUAAACUUACAAAAUGAAGUUUAAAAAACAUUGACUUUUAUUAAAACACCUUGAACAAGG